AUGAACAAAGCAAUUACAGCAGAAGAGACAACGGAUACAUUUCUUCCAAAAGACAAAGACAGAAAAGUGAAAAUGCCUCUUACACAAAGAGCAAAUCAGCACAUUUCAACCGAAAGCACAGGAUACAUGGCUAAUGUUCGACAUAAAUAUGUUGCCUAUAUCAUAGCCCUUAGGCCUUUGGGCUUAGUUCCAUCUCUAACUGCUACAGCAGUAGGAACUGCAUUGGCCUACCAGGUGGACACAACUGUUGAUGUCUUCAUCUUAACUCUCUGCACUGUCAUUGCAGUAGCUAUGCAUGGUGGCUCUAACUUGGUCAAUACAUAUUAUGAUUUUCUCAAUGGGAUUGAUGAUAAAAAUACUUAUGACAAAACAAUUGUAGACAGAAUUCUUGAGCCACAGGAUGUGAUCAGAUAUGGAUCUUUUCUGUACAUCCUGAGCUGCUUGUGCUGUAUAGGUUUAUGUCUGUUGUCUCCACUCCGACUGGAAUACUUGGCUUUAAUGCACUUUUGUUCUGUCUUCAUUUCAUUUCAUUACACUGGAGGUAUUGGAUUGAAAUAUUUUGCACUUGGUGAUGUUGCCAUGUUAACCGUGUUCGGACCUCUGUUAGUGACAUUUGCUUAUUCUGCCCAAGUGGGACAUCUGUCUGUUGCACCAAGUCUAUAUUCAGUUCCUCUUGUCCUAAGUGCAGAGGCUAUGCUGCACAGCAACAACACCAGAGAUAUGCAGUCUGACCACAAGGCAGGAAUUGUUACCCUCGCCAUCCUGAUUGGACCGACUUUAUCUUACAUCCUAUAUAACCUUUUGUUAUUUGUACCAUACAUCAUAUUUUGUAUUUUAGCAUGUCGUUAUUCAUUUAUUAUGGCUUUGACACUUCUUUCCUUGCCUAAGGCAUUUUCACUGGAGAGACAGUUACGGACCCAAAAUUAUGCCACUAUUUUUGAAGAAACUGCCAAGCUUAAUUUAUUAAUUGGUUUUUUAUUCACUUUAGCUUUAAUAUUGUCUCCAUCUGGGAGUUUGCCAAAAUUAUAG
This is a messenger RNA of Protopterus annectens (West African lungfish), 1029 nucleotides long. RefSeq names its product ubiA prenyltransferase domain-containing protein 1-like. The record is from RefSeq and is a predicted model, not a curated record. Bases 1 to 1029 code for a protein of 342 amino acids. Gene Ontology annotation, molecular function: prenyltransferase activity. Gene Ontology annotation, cellular component: Golgi membrane; endoplasmic reticulum. The transcript is spliced from 2 exons. NCBI's taxonomy places the organism in Eukaryota, Metazoa, Chordata, Ceratodontiformes, Protopteridae. Gene Ontology annotation, biological process: vitamin K biosynthetic process; menaquinone biosynthetic process.